AUGAGUGAAGAAGAGGUUUUGGCGAUGGUUAUGGAACAAUCGCGCUGUGAAUACGUGGAGAGCCUAAAAAGUACGACUUCCGUUGGUGCAAGUCGUGAUCAGGACGACGAUUUUGGCUGUCAUGCAGAUAGUAAUCCGCCCACAGUUGCAUCCUAUAUUAGAAAGAACCAAGAUAAUAAUUCUGAAGGCCAAGUAAAUGAUAGCGACAAAGGUGAUGACAACAAUAGCUAG
Molecule: messenger RNA, 231 nt
Organism: Rodentolepis nana
Lineage: Eukaryota; Metazoa; Platyhelminthes; Cestoda; Cyclophyllidea; Hymenolepididae
Source: the annotation of a GenBank genome assembly